AUGGCUGUAUCUUCUUUGUCGUGGUCGGAGUUUUUACCGGAGCUUCUUGACGUUGUCUUCCACAGCCUAAACUAUGCCAGAGACUUUCAAAACUGUGGCAACGUCUGUUCUUCUUGGAGAGAUUCUUCUUCUGCCGCAUACAGUCGCAAGUUUGCUUCUUUUCUCUUUGUUUCCCACGUCUCUUCCGAUGAAGAAAUUCUAUUCUCCGACCAGUUUGGGGUUUUGUCUCCGGAAUACUUGGGAUUCUCAGGGAAUAAACAAACAUGGGUUUGUGGCGGCAUGCAAGGACUUAUGUUGACGGUCAAUGCUUCUUUCCCGUUUGAGGUCCAUUUAAGAAACCCUUUCACCAUCAACGUUACUUCUCUGCCACCUUUGAUAUCUUUUGAGGAUGUUCAGAUGUUGCUUCAGUCCCAAACAAUAUGUCAAGACUCUGAAGCUUUAAAGUACUUUGUAAAGAAAGCGGUCUCUUCAACAACUCUAUUUGACGCUGAUUGGGCUGUGCUUGUAAUCUACAACAAUGAUAGGAAGCUAGCAUUCUGCAGACGCGGAGAUAAACAAUGGACAGAUUUGGAAUCUGUUGCCUCUUCUGUCGAUGACAUUGUGUUCUGCAAUGGUGUCUUUUUCGCCAUCGAUAGAUUCGGAGAAAUAUAUCACUGUGAGCUUAGUCCUAACAAUCCAAAUCCAAAAGCUAUUCCUUUAUGCAGCACCUCGCCUUUCCGGUACGACUCUUGCAAGAAAUAUUUUGCAGAGUCUGGUUACAACGGUUUAUGGGUGGUUCUAAAGAAGCUAGAGCUUAACGACGACUCUGAUUUCACAACCUAUUUCGAGAUUUACGAAUUCACUUCCAAGACUAACGAAUGGACAAAGGUUACAAGCUUGAGAGGAAGAGCUUUGUUCUUGAGCACUCAAGGAAGAUGUAUAGCGGUUUUAGCAGGUAAAAGCGGAUGUAGAGAAUUCAUCAAAGACAACUCAGUUUAUUUCAUUGAUGGGGAUGAUCCAACUAGAGGACUAGGGCCUCAGAAUCUGAGCGUUUUUGAUUGGGAGAGUAAGCAAAUCAUGAAAAUAUAUCAGCCUCGAUCUUGGAAUUGUCAGAUGUUUUGGGUCACACCUACAGAUAUUCUUCAAGGAUGACUUGACUGAUGGUGCAAUUCAGCAUUUUAGUUUGUAAUUGUAUAGUACAUAAAAAAAAAUGUUUUUGGUAUUUCUUUUUAAAUUCUGUAGUUUGAGUAAAGAGUAGAAAAGAAUAUGUAUUUCAACUGUUGGGUUUUGAUACAUUUCAUUCGUCAUAAAUUUAUUAAGGGUUCUAUUAUUUUGUAACAAGUAUAUACUAAGCUAAGAAUAUUUCAGCAUCUAUCUUUCUCUCGGUGAGACUGCAAAACCAUAUUUUGUUAACAUAAUCAUUAUAUUUACCAACCAACCAAUUUGGGACCAAAUCAUGUAAACUUCCCCCUUCCAAAUCUUGAAACACUGGCCGCAAAAUAUAACCAAACCGAGUGCAAACAUACACAAAUAUUUCAAUGUAUACAAAAACAUAAGAGGCACCAAA
Messenger RNA from Capsella rubella, 1546 nucleotides. RefSeq names its product putative F-box protein At5g55150. The transcript has a single exon. Bases 1 to 1131 code for a protein of 376 amino acids. Lineage: Eukaryota; Viridiplantae; Streptophyta; Magnoliopsida; Brassicales; Brassicaceae. The record is from RefSeq and is a predicted model, not a curated record.